This is a messenger RNA of Branchiostoma floridae (Florida lancelet), 724 nucleotides long. Its product is annotated as putative methyltransferase DDB_G0268948. Gene Ontology annotation, molecular function: S-adenosylmethionine-dependent methyltransferase activity. The record is from RefSeq and is a predicted model, not a curated record. The coding region runs from base 161 to 724 and encodes 187 amino acids. The transcript has 3 exons. NCBI's taxonomy places the organism in Eukaryota, Metazoa, Chordata, Leptocardii, Amphioxiformes, Branchiostomatidae.
UUGGAACAAAAAUCAUAGGUAACGUCCGUUAUUCCUAUAAAACUCUGACCAAUAGUUACGUUCCGGUACGUGCUCCUUGCAUCAAGUUGUUCCCUGUUCCGCUCUCAAGCAGUCGUCUAGAAGAAGUGCUACAAACGACUUGAAAACCUUAGGUAACAACAUGUUUGCUGUCACGUCAGUGAAUGGACAUCACGACAGCGGCCAUUGGACAAAGUCCGGCCGUAUGUUCGAAGAAGCUGACCACGCCAGGCUGUAUCACAGGUUCCGUCCCAAGUGGGGUUCGGACAUUGUGAACAAAGCGGUCUCCUUUCUUAUGGAAAAGAAGCCUACACAGCUGUACCAUGCGGUUGAUCUCGGGUGCGGAUCAGGUCAGACUACAGAGAUCCUGGCGCCCCAUUUCCAGCGCGUCACAGGCAUGGAUGUUAGUGACGCGCAGAUUGAAGUGGCGACCGCUAACAACAACUACAGCAAUAUCCAAUACAUGGUUGGAAGUGCAGAGGAGUUGCCCUUCCCAGACGGUAGCAUUGACCUCAUCACCUGUGCCACGGCUGCCCAUUGGUUUGACUUCCCCAAAUUCCAUAAGGAAGUGAACCGUGUCCUCACACCGCUGGGCUGCCUGGCGGUGUACUGCUAUGGGAUGAGCUAUAUUAACUACGGCGAGGACUGUACUGAUGAGCUGAACAGCAUAGUAUGGGAGGUAAGAAUAGGAGGGGGAAUUGUGUGA